Messenger RNA from Mizuhopecten yessoensis (Yesso scallop), 697 nucleotides. Its product is annotated as multiple epidermal growth factor-like domains protein 11. Lineage: Eukaryota; Metazoa; Mollusca; Bivalvia; Pectinida; Pectinidae. The record is from RefSeq and is a predicted model, not a curated record. The transcript has 6 exons. Bases 48 to 668 code for a protein of 206 amino acids.
UAGCAGACACAAAGCAUCCGUCUUAUACGAUACGUAGUAUAUGUAGAAUGGAGGUGUGUAAACUCUGGCUGAUGGCGGAUCUGUGUAUCUUCUCAACUUUAAUGAUUGUCAACACAUCAGAUGACGGUUAUCAGCAAAAACAACGAUUUGGUGGCUUUCAAGUAUACCAGUCGAACACGUCGGAUUGGGUGAACGGUUACCUUUGCCAUAAAGACACAACACCAACGGCGGUUGAAUUGUCAUUGUCUCCCAAUAUCCCAUGUACAGGCAGCGUCCAGUACCUGACGAUAUACAGCAACAGAUCGUCAGGAGGUCUAGAGUGGUACUCUAAAACUGCUUUUCUAGAGCUUUGCGAGGUAGAAGUGUACGGUUGUCCACUUGGGAAAUAUGGUGAUGGUAAUUGUGAUUCAGAUUGUGAUGUAGGGUGUGGCAAUAGACUGUGUGAUCCAGUGACCGGAAAAUGUGCAUACUGUGCUGAUGGAUACUUUCGGCCUGGAUCUUUAUGCAUAGAAUGCCCCUCAAACUGUUAUGCUAACGCAUGCAAUGUAGAAUCCGGUGUUUGUUCCGCGUGUGCUCCCGGGUAUUAUGGCAGCCAUUGUAAUCAGACCUGUCCGUUCAACUGUAAAGACAUCCGAUGUAUGCAAAGCAAUGGAGAGUGUGAAGACUGAGGAUGGAUUCUUCGGAUUGUCCUGUGAUA